GCCACUUUCAAGAAUCAGAUCCAAACACCUACUUAUUGUUUUUUUCCCUUAGUAGCCCUAACUAUAUGUAUCCCAUUCAUCCUCUGCUCGACCUGCAAGUUCGGGGAAGUGAGUUUGUGAAUAUCGCAGAUUUGCCUCUGGGAAUCCUACGGGUAGUCUGGUUAUCUGAUGCAGUAAUCAUUUCAUCUGAAGGCUUCCUUGGAACCCGACGUUUUUUUUUAUCUUCACUAAAAAUGACGUCGUGUUGUGGUGUUUUGCCUGUCUUCCUCUCAUAUAAAUGCUCACUACUUCAAAAAUCGAACCUUCCAUCGGCCUCUCAUCUCUCUGUAAGUAAACAACACUUCCAGAUGACUUGGUUCGUUGGAAAAAGCUUGGAUUUUUUUGAAGGAAAGACUGAACCCUUUGGUGAUAACUUGAGGAAACCCCGUUUCCCCAUCCUUCCCAUCAGAGCUGCUUCUGUGAAGAGGAGGAAAGAGAUCCAAUUUGAUAAUGUGAUUGAAAGGGAAAAGAAACUGAAACUUGUUUUAAAAAUCAGGAAGCUUCUGAUGAGCCAACCCAACAGAAUCAUGGCACUCCGCGAAUUAGGUAGGUACAGGAAAGCAUUGGGCCUCGAUAAAAAAAGAAGAUUCAUUGCCCUGUUGAAAAAGUUCCCCGCUGUAUUUGAGGUAGUAGAAGAAGGUGCUUAUUCUCUGAAGUUUAAGCUAACCCCGGAGGCAGAGAGACUGUAUUUAGAGGAGAUGCAAGCUAGGAAUGCGAUGGAGGAUUUGUUGGUGAUUAAGCUUAGGAAACUACUAAUGAUGUCUCUAGAUAAGCGGAUUCUCUUGGAGAAGAUUGCACAUUUGAAGACUGAUUUUGGGCUUCCUUUAGAGUUCCGUGACACCAUUUGUGUCAGAUACCCCCAAUACUUCAAGGUGGUUCAAACCGAACGGGGCCCGGCUUUGGAGUUGACUGAUUGGGAUCCAGAGCUUGCUGUGUCCGUGGCCGAGGUUGAGGAUGAGGAGAGGCGACAACGCGAAAGGGAAGAGAGGAAUUUGAUCAUCAAUAGAUUGCCAAAGUUUGACAGGGUGAAGUUGCCCAAGGGUCUUAAUCUCUCUAAGGGGGACAUGAGAAGAAUAUGUCAGUUCAGAGAUAUGCCUUACAUUUCGCCAUACUCCAACUUCUCCAUGUACAAUUCCGGCACCCCGGAGAAAGAAAAGCAUGCAUGCAGCGUGGUGCAUGAGAUAUUGAGCCUCACGGUAGAGAAACGCACCCUCAUCGACAAUCUCACUCAUUUUCGCGAGGAGUUUCGGUUUUCUCAGCAGCUGAGAGGGAUGUUGAUCAGGCACCCCGACAUGUUCUAUGUCUCUCUGAAAGGUACUAGGGACUCCGUCUUUCUCCGCGAAGCAUAUCACAAUUCUCAAUUAAUAGAGAAGGAUAGAUUAUUGCUCAUAAAGGAAAAGAUGCGUUCUCUUGUUUCUGUUCAACGGUCUAUUAGGAGAAGCAUUGAUUAUGAUAAUGAUAAUAGUAGUAAUAAAAGUAGUAAAAAUAAAAGUAAAUGGGAUGGUGGAGAGGAGUCAGGCAUUAAAAAUUUAGUGAGUGAUGGAUUUGAUGACGAAGAUGAAAAUGAAGAUGAUAAUGAAGAUUACCCUGAUGAAGGUGAGUGGAGCGAUGACGGUGAUGAUGAUUUGCCCCCUGACUUUACUGAUGAUGAUGGUGAACUUAUAAACCCGGAAAGUGUAAAACCAGUCAGAAUGAUUUACGAACCAAAGAGGAAGGAUGAGGAGGUUCUUGCCAUACCCGUUUUCCCUGAUGGUCGGCCUAGAGAGCGUUGGUGAAAAAGAUGCAAUUACUUGUAGCCUUGUAGGAGACACCUUUAUCUGAUUUCUAGUAAUUGUUUCUCAAAUUAGACAACAUAUUGUCUAUGUCUUAUUUUUGGAUUUGAGUUUUAUGUUUGGUGUUGGAUGAGCUGAUGUAUACAAAAUAGUGAAUAUGGUGACAUCAGGUUGAUCCGUUGUUGAUUAUACUUGCUUCAGUUGCAUAUGAAUUUGAUUACCUUUUGAGGAUCUUCUGGCAUGAGUUAAGUCAGAAGAACACAGUUUGGAUUUUGUUGUUGUUUUAGAGGCAGACCUUUGUGGUGGUACCCUUUCCCGAACCCUCACCUUGCAGGGAUGCCAAUGUGCACCAGGCCGGUAUGAAGUAAAAACAUCUUUCAGCAUCCUUUUUUAGUUUUUCAAGGUUACAGGUUGUGUUGCCAAAUGUGUGCUAUCGCCAUUUUGCGCCAAAUAAUGGCACUAUCACACGCGUCUGGGUCGCGACUUUGGUUCGAUAGUCGCUGUAGCUGGUCGCCGUCGAAGUCGCUGUAGCUGGUUGCCGUCGAAGUCGCUGUAGCUGGUCGUUGUCGAAGUCGCUGUAGCUGGUCGCCGUCGCUGUAGCUGGUCGCGUCGCCGUCGAUUGUUGCUGAAAUUGGUCACCAACUCUAAUCGCACACAGAUUGCUUGCUUCGUGGUUUUAGUUCUUCGCUAUUUUAGAUUGAAGUCUGGCAGAAUAACUUAAAAGUUAAAAGCCUUUCUUUAGAACCCGUUCUUUUUUUUUUGGGGGUAAAGUUAGAACUUAGAAGCCUUCUCUGUUUCUCUUUGUUUUUCACUUCCUCUCAUUUUUUGUGGGCCAAUUGACUGGACGGUUGAACCGUUGAACCAUAUAAGUUAUUUAAUUUGAUUUGGAUUAUUUUUGGUGCUAUUUUUGGUUAUUUAAAAAUUAAAAUUUAACUCUUUAAUUGGUGGUUAAGUCAUACACAUAUAUUGUGUAUUAUGUUAUGUUUAAAUUUUUUUGAUGUUGUGUUUUACUGGUGCGCCAUUUUAGCGCCAUUUUAGCGCCAUCGCCAUCGCCGUGUGAAAUCACCCCCGCGCCAUGCCGGUCGCCGUGCGCCGUGACUACUAUGAUUAUAACAUAUUAACAUUCUGGCCAAGAAGCUAGCUUAAAUAUUGCUUCAGCUUUUAGUAUACUAUGAUUUCGUCUAUUUUAGUUUUAUAAGAAGCAUCUACAUGAAUAUAUUCAGUUGUUAGAUAUAUAUCGAUGUUGGAUUCUUGGUAUUAUGGACGUUUUAAAUUGAAGAACUUGGUCUCGUCCUGGGUGUAAACAAAAAAGUUCACUUUGGGGGUGAAAGUUAUUCAAUUUUUACUUUGAUUCGUAUGACUUCCAAUCUGUAAACUAACUUGAUGAUGUGAUAAUUUUUUAUUCCAACCUGUGAAAUAGCGAUUUUCCAUUAUUCCAAACUUUGGCUAUGAUGCACUACGUAUUACCAUAAAUUACUUGAUAAUAUAAGUAUAUAACUUGUAAAAUGAGUACUGCUAAUGGUUUAAGAGUAAUGCGAUUGCUUCUUUUCCUUUUAUCGUUUUGUUCUUUCAAGUUUCUUGAUAUUAGAAUAUAGUAAUGGAAACUAAUGAUGAAGUGGAGUUUUACUAUCCGAGUUCACUACUUCAGUUUAAAUUUUAUUCCCUUAAGUAAUAAAAAAACACUAGGAGUAUGAGUAUCUAUUGAAUUAUCUUCUGAAUUUAAACUUUGAUGUUUAUCUAUUAUAUUAGAGUUGAAAUCCUUUUUUCAACUUUGAACUCUCAUGUUUUUGGGACUACGCUUCUAGCAUAUGUCAUUCCUUCAAAUGAUAAUGGGAGUCACAUUUGAUGGUAUUGUUGCACUCGAAAAUGCUGCCAAUGAUUCACUGAAAAAAGAAAUAGUUGGUUAUUAUCUACUGGAAUAUUUCAAAGGAAUUUUGUGAAAACCGUGAAACAAUAGGAGCACAAGUGCACAAGAUUGCAGAGUUUCUUCCUCCUAUCUUUCAAACACGAAGGCUAAGAAUUAGUGUGGUUGAAUAGAUUAGACGAAACAAGCAUAUCUAUAACUUAGUGUGAAACAGUGAAAGCAAUCUUUAUCUAGGUAGUUAACUCGCUACUCGAUAGUGACUCGGUCAAGGGACGAGUAGUGAGUAGUAAAUGAAUAAAAUGAUAGAAAUCCUAAUGAUGGAGUGGCAAAAGUCAUAAACAUUCCAAGUUUUCUAGAAAAUCAAUCAUCUAAUAAUUUGGUAGGAUCUCUGUUCUCUCCCCACGGCCAUCCUACAUCAUUUGAUUUUCUCUUAAGUGUAGGUAGUAUUAGCAGAUUCAACACCAUUAAUUAGAAGCCUUAGCAGACUGAGUAGAGUUCAUGAUUGCCAAUUAGAUGAUGUGUGUCAGUAUGUAUCGAUCAAUGAUGUGCCAUAGUACACAAUCAAUAUAGUGAUAUUACUUAAAAAUUACGUAUUAUAAUAUAUAUAGUCAUACUGGUGAAAAGAAUUUCUUUAUGUCACCAUAUAUGUGCAUAUCAAUAUUAAACAAUCAAGAUGGCGAUAUUUUAAGAACACGGAAAAGAACAACUGGUAAAGAAAGACGGUAGGGGGAAAAAAGAAGAAACGAGGGAAGAUGAGAAGAUACGAGAAAGAUGAUGCGAACUAGUCGCAGCUCUAUGAGGCUAGCCGAUGUCUGGAACUCCGUUUAAUCUAGGUUUUGUAACAUAAAUUUUCAAUUUUAUCAGGGACUGAGUAAGAACAAGUAACUCGCCGAGUUGAAAACUUCACCGAGUUGAGAAACUCGCUGAGUACUUGGCGAGAAACUCGGAAAUAAAACAUGGACCGAGUUAGCUAGCUACUCGGCAAGGCCAGUACCCUAGUUGCGAGUACUUUUCAAGUAGAGAACCCAGAUCUUUAUUAAUAAUAGGGCUGUUAGAGGAUCCUUUCUUAGAAAUGAGCAUGGACAAUUCAUGGUUGGUGCAGUGUAGUCAAAAGCAAGCGCCUGGGCGCUUAAGCGCACCAGGGGCAGCACACACCAGCCCUAGUGACUGAACAACGACCAGGCGCAGCUCCCUGUGUAAGGUGCAGGUUAGGCGCAGAAGCCCUGAAAAGCGCUCGCUAUUCUCUCCUGAAUAGGAAACACAUGUUUAAGCCUAAUAUUUAAAUUUCAUACUAUUUUAAAUAAAAAGCCCAUCUUUAAGUUCGCUACUUCAACUCUCCUGCUCUGCUCUACACACGUUACCUCAGUGCUCGUUACCUCCCCCACAUCAACCGCAUAAGCUGGCAGCACUCAACGAUCAAUGACAGUAAGUUUUCUUCUCUUUCAUUGUUCCAUUUUCUUUGUUUUUAUCUAUUUUCAGCAUCUUUUUGUCUUAUAAACUCUAUACAAGUCAAACACAUAUAUGUAAACUACCAGUAUAGUAGUCUAUCAUGUGCAGUUCUCUUCAUUGUUCCAUUUUCUUUCUUCUUUUUUUCAGCAUCUGCUUCUUCUUAUAUACUCUAUACAAUCCAAACAUUUAUAUCUAUACUGCUAGUUUAUCAUGUGUAACUCUCGUCUUCAUCUACUAGUUUAUAUCUAUACCCUUUGGAUUCAUGAUAAGCUGAUCGUCUUUGGUGUAGUGAAGUACGAUUUGUACAUCAACACAGCUCUGAUAGAAAUGUAUGCUAAAUGUGGAGACCUUCGAACGGUUCAACGGGUUUUUGAGAGAAUUGCCGAGAAAAGUAUAAUCUCAUGGAGUGCGAUGAUAGGCGGUUAUGGCAUGCACGGUCAUAUCAAUGCCACAAUAUCACUCUUUACUCAAAUGGUAGAUUCUGGAAUAAGGCCAAAUGAUGUCAUUUUCAUGAGUAUCCUCUCUGCUUGUAGUCACACUGGGUAUUUGAAUGAAGGGAAAUAUUAUUUUAAGGCCAUGUUUGGUUUGCUAUUGAGCCAAAAACCAAUUGCAUGCCUAGUGAUUCUUCUUAGUCGGGCAGGCGAUAUAGGAGCAUAUGAGAUUAUCAAAUCAAUGCCAUCCCUUGUAGAUGCUAGCAUCUGGGGUUCACUUAUAAAUGGGUGUAGAAUCCGCCACAAAACUGAUAUUAUCAGAAGCAGUCAGGAGAACCUUUUGAAUGUACAGACUGUGGAUAGUGGAUACGUUGUUAAGCAAUGUAUUUGCAGAGAGGGGAGUGGAGGGAAUGCAAGAGUGUUAGGUAAAAAAUGCAUAGCGUUGGUCAUAGGAAGAUCCAUGGGUACAGUAUGAUUGAGACGGAUAAGAAUGUUUUUCCAUCCACUGGGUGAUCGGGACUUGCUACAGGUAAAAGGAACUGCGUAGUGAAUCGUGGUGCUUUUGGUGAAAGGAUUUCGCAUAAUGGUUCAAGAGACAUAUAUAAGCACUUCAGCAACAUCAGGAUACUGUGGUUCAAGGAGGUAUUUUCGACAUUUUAAUGAAGGCCUGGGGCCCGACUUUGUUUGGUGUGGGAAGUCAAUGUGGUUGGCAUUACUCACAUAGAAAAAGAAUAUUUAAUGUUAGACAUUGAUAUUUCACAAGGAUGGUAUUGGUGAGUUGAAGCGGGAUGGCUGUUCAACGGGAUGGUCAGAUUCUGCUAGCAUUGAGCGCAGCAAGAGGCACAAUGAGAACAUAUUGGUGCUUUUUUUCCAACAGGAUUUGGCAAUUCGAGUUCAGGUUUAAAUAGAUGAAGUGAUAAUAAAAGCUCAAGAUUUAAUACGGGUUACUUUCCUGUAAGAUCAUCUUCGUGUGGUAUAUAAUUUUGAAAACAUUGUUGUUGCAACAAGUAAAUCGCAGCUUAUAUCCCUUAAAUUUUUGUCUUUCUAUGGCCAGUUCCUAUUUCAUAAAUGAGAAGUAAAUAUGUCCACAUUUUUUUUUCUCGAUGAUCUGAUUUGAAUAUUUCUAUUCUGAUUGAGUGUUCAUCAUCAUCAUAAUCAUUAUAAUU
Messenger RNA from Cuscuta epithymum, 6721 nucleotides. The record is from the annotation of a GenBank genome assembly. Lineage: Eukaryota; Viridiplantae; Streptophyta; Magnoliopsida; Solanales; Convolvulaceae.